Messenger RNA from Podarcis lilfordi (Lilford's wall lizard), 209 nucleotides. Lineage: Eukaryota; Metazoa; Chordata; Lepidosauria; Squamata; Lacertidae. The record is from the annotation of a GenBank genome assembly.
AUGGAGGGUGCAGUGGGGGGGGGAGAGGAACUGGUCAGAGAGGCUACGAAGAGUCGGACAUAUUCUGCUCUGUGCUGCACUCUAGCUGAAGUGAAGUGGAAGGAAUUAGAUGACACUGGAGGCCGUUGUCAUUCCUCAAGUUCAAAGCAGACACUUCAAGACCGACACUUAACACAGGCGGGCAAGUAUAAAGAAGAAAAGGUGAUAUG